Molecule: messenger RNA, 8577 nt
Organism: Marmota monax (woodchuck)
Lineage: Eukaryota; Metazoa; Chordata; Mammalia; Rodentia; Sciuridae
Gene: Adamts12
Product: ADAM metallopeptidase with thrombospondin type 1 motif 12
Exons: 24
Coding region: 168-4946 (1592 amino acids)
Biological process (GO): proteolysis; extracellular matrix organization
Cellular component (GO): extracellular matrix
Molecular function (GO): metalloendopeptidase activity
Source: RefSeq, a predicted model, not a curated record
AAAAAAAAAAAAAAAAGGGGGAUCAACAACAGCAGCUUUGCAGCCGCUCCUUCCCCACGCCCGGACCAUGCACCCCUGCAUCUUCCUGCGCGGCCACAGGCGAGCCCUUGAUUUUGGGAACUGAGGGCUAAAACUUUUUGACUCUCCUUCUCCCUAACAACUGAAUCAUGCCAUGUGCCCAGAGGAGCUGGCUUGCAAACCUGUCCGUGGUGGCUCAGCUGCUUAACUUUGGGGCGCUUUGCUAUGGGAGACAACCUCAGCCGGGCCCGGUUCGUUUCCCAGACCCGAGGCAAGAACAUUUUAUCAAGACCCUGCCAGAAUACCAGGUGGUGGGUCCUGUCCAAGUAGAUGCGAGUGGGCAUUUCCUGUCAUAUAGCUUGCACCUUCCUGUCCCCAGCAGCAGGAGGAAGAGAGACUUGGGUUCCUCAGAGGACUGGGUCUACUACCAAAUUUCACACGAGGAGAAGGACCUGUUCUUCAACCUGACAGUCAAUCAGAGAUUUCUUUCCAAUAGCUACAUCGUGGAGAAGAGAUAUGGGAACCUCUCCCACGUUAAAAUGUUGGCCUCCUCGGGGCCUCCCUGCCACCUCAGGGGCACAGUCCUGCAGCAGGGAACCACAGUUGGGACUGCAGCCCUCAGCGCCUGCCAUGGACUGACUGGAUUUUUCCAUCUACCACAUGGAGACUUUUUCAUUGAGCCUGUUAAAAAGCAUCCAGUGGCUGAGGGUGCCUACCCACACAUCGUUUACCGGAGGCAGAGAGUUCAAGAGACAAAGGAGCCAGCCUGCGGAUUAAAGGACAGUCUUGGCACCUCCGAGAAGCAAGAGCUACAACGAGAAAAGUGGGAGAGGAACAACAUGCCAAGAAGAAGCCUCUCUCGACGCUCCAUCAGCAAAGAGAGAUGGGUGGAGACACUGGUGGUGGCUGACACAAAGAUGAUCGAGUACCAUGGGAGUGAAAAUGUGGAGUCCUACAUCCUCACCAUCAUGAACAUGGUCACUGGGUUGUUCCAUAAUCCAAGUAUUGGUAAUGCAGUUCACAUCGUUGUGGUUCGGCUCAUUCUCCUUGAAGAAGAAGAGCAAGGACUGAAAAUAACCCACCAUGCAGAGAAAACACUGUCCAGCUUCUGCAAGUGGCAGAAGAGCAUCAAUCCCAAGAGUGACCUCAAUCCUGUCCAUCAUGAUGUGGCUGUCCUUAUUACCAGAAAAGACAUCUGUGCUGGUGUCAAUCGCCCCUGUGAGACCCUGGGUCUGUCCCACUUGUCAGGAAUGUGUCAGCCUCACCGCAGUUGUAACAUCAAUGAAGACUCUGGACUCCCUCUGGCCUUCACCAUUGCUCAUGAGCUCGGACACAGCUUUGGCAUCCAGCAUGAUGGGAAAGAAAAUGACUGUGAGCCCGUGGGCAGGCACCCGUACAUCAUGUCCCAUCAGCUCCAGUACGAUCCCACUCCACUGACAUGGUCCAAGUGCAGCAAGGAGUAUAUCACCCGCUUCUUGGACCGAGGCUGGGGGUUCUGUCUUGAUGACAUUCCCAAAAAGAAAGGCUUGAAGUCCAAGGUCAUUGCCCCUGGCGUGAUCUAUGAUGUCCACCACCAAUGCCAGCUCCAGUAUGGUCCUAAUGCUACCUUCUGCCAGGAAGUUGAAAACGUUUGUCAGACGCUGUGGUGCUCAGUAAAAGGCUUUUGUCGCUCUAAACUGGAUGCUGCUGCAGAUGGGACAAGAUGUGGUGAGAAGAAGUGGUGCAUGGCGGGCAAGUGCAUCACAGUGGGGAAGAAACCAGAGAGCAUCCCUGGAGGCUGGGGCCGCUGGUCACCCUGGUCCCACUGUUCCAGAACCUGUGGGGCUGGAGCCCAGAGUGCAGAAAGGCUCUGCAACAACCCUGAACCAAAGUUUGGAGGUAAAUACUGCACUGGAGAAAGAAAGCGAUAUCGCUUGUGCAACGUCCACCCCUGUCGCCCAGAUGCACCAACAUUUCGGCAGAUGCAAUGCAGUGAAUUUGACACCGUUCCCUACAAGAAUGAAUUCUACCACUGGUUUCCAGUUUUUAAUUCAGCACGUCCUUGUGAGCUCUACUGCCGACCCAUAGAUGGCCAGUUUUCUGAGAGAAUGCUGGAUGCUGUCAUUGAUGGUACCCCUUGCUUUGAAGGUGGCAACAGCAGAAAUGUCUGUAUUAAUGGCAUAUGUAAGAUGGUUGGCUGUGACUACGAGAUCGAUUCCAAUGCCACGGAGGAUCGCUGUGGUGUUUGUCUGGGAGACGGCUCUGCCUGCCAGACUGUAAGGAAGAUGUUCAAGCAGAAAGAAGGAUCUGGUUAUGUUGACAUCGGGCUCAUUCCCAAAGGAGCGAGGGACAUAAGGGUGAUGGAAAUCAAAGCAGCAGGAAACUUCCUGGCCAUCAGGAGUGAAGACCCAGAAAAAUACUAUCUGAAUGGAGGAUUCAUUAUCCAGUGGAACGGGAACUAUAAGCUGGCAGGGACGGUCUUUCAGUAUGACAGGAAAGGAGACCUGGAGAAACUGAUGGCCCCUGGCCCCACCAAUGAGUCAGUGUGGAUCCAGCUCCUAUUCCAGGUGACUAACCCAGGCAUCAAGUAUGAGUACACAAUCCGGAAAGAUGGCCUUGACAACGAUGUGGAGCAAUUGGUGUACUUCUGGCAGUUUGGCCGUUGGACAGAGUGCAGUGUGACAUGCGGGACAGGUAUCCGCCGUCAGACUGCCCAUUGUGUGAAGAAGGGCCACGGGGUGGUGAAAGCUACAUUCUGCAACCCGGAAAAACAGCCCAAUGGGAGACAAAAGAAGUGCUAUGAAAAGGAUUGUCCACCCAGGUGGUGGGCAGGAGAAUGGGAAGCAUGUUCCACAACAUGUGGACCCUAUGGAGAGAAGAAGCGUACAGUAUUGUGCAUUCAGACCAUGGGCUCUGAUGAGCAAGCUCUCCCAGCUACAGACUGCCAGCAUCUGCUGAAGCCCAAGGCUCUCAUUUCCUGUAACAGAGAUAUCCUGUGUCCAUCGGAUUGGACAGUGGGCAACUGGAGUGAGUGUUCUGUUUCCUGUGGUGGAGGAGUGCGGAUUCGCAGUGUCACGUGUGCCAAGAACCUGGAUGAACCUUGCGACAGGACGAGGAAACCCAACAGCCGAGCCCUGUGUGGCCUCCAGCAGUGUCCGUCUAGCCGGAGAGUUCUGAAACCCAACCAAGGCACCAUUUCCGAUGGGAAAGAUCUACCAACCUCUGAGCAAGACCCCUUACAGCCCAUCCCUCCACCCACACCCACGCCUACACUGCUUACCACACCCACCGUGCCUGACUCUAUGAGCACCAGUACUCCAGCAGUCGGUCGCACUACUCCUGCCACAGCCUCCAAAGAGGGAGACCUGGAUGGGAAACAGUGGCCAAAUACUUCAACCCAAACCAACCUGGACUCCCAUGAUCUUAUUUCCACUGGAAGCACUUCCCAGCCCAUCCUCCCUUCCUGGUCUUUGAGUGUCCAGCCCCAUGUUGAAAAUGCUUCUAGUUCAGAUACUGGUCCUACUGCAGAGGGAGGCUUUGUAGCUACAACAAGUAGUUCUGACUUAUCUUCUGGCAAUGCUGUGACUUGGCAAGUAACUCCAUUCUACAGUACCUUGACCAAAGAUCCAGAACUGGAGAUUCACAGUGGCUCAGGGGAUGACAGUGAACAGCCCAAGAACAAAGAUGAAAGUCAUACUGUUAAAUGGAGCAAGGUCGGUGGGCCUAGAAAUGAUGAUCCAAUGGAGAAAAGUACAGAGAUGCCACUUGGACCUCCACCAACACCUCACCUUGGGGAGGAGUCCUUACAGCCUCCCUUUAGCACAGUAAUAGAAGGCCCACUACCUAGUCAAAGACCCAGUAUCCUGAAAAACGGGACACUCAGAGCAGAAGGGAUGGUCACUGAAAAAUCAAGUAACACUCCACUCCCUCAUGGAGGUGACCACCAGCCAAUACUCUCAGAAAAGUCUGUAAAAAAUCACCACCUGGAACUUCCAAGCAACACAAAUGUAACGCAAGAUUCUGAACCAGUCCUGACAGAGGAAGACGCGUCUAGCUUGAUUGCUGAGGGGUUUUUGCUGAAUGCCUCCAACUAUAAGCAGCUCAUGAAGGAACACACUCCUGCAUACUGGGUUGUUGGAAACUGGAGUGAGUGUUCCACCACCUGUGGGCUGGGGGCUUACUGGAGAAGUGUGGAGUGCAGCACCCAGAUAGACACUGACUGUGCGGCCAUCCAGAGGCCUGACCCUGCAAAGAAAUGCCACCUUCGCCCAUGUGCCGGAUGGAAAGUGGGAAACUGGAGCAAGUGUUCCCGAAACUGCAGUGGAGGCUUCAAGAUCAGGGAGAUUCAGUGUGUGGACAGCUGGGACCAUCACCGGAGCCUGAGACCCUUUCACUGCCAGUUCCUGGCCGGCAUUCCUCCCCCUCAAAGCAUGAGCUGCAAUCUGGAGCCCUGUGAGGAGUGGCAUGUGGAACCCUGGAGUCAGUGUUCCAGGUCCUGUGGAGGCGGAAUUCAGGAGAGAGGUGUGUCCUGUCCAGGAGGCCUCUGUGACUGGACAAAAAGGCCCCCAUCAACUGUGCCCUGCAACAGGCACCCUUGCUGUCACUGGACCACUGGGAACUGGGAUCUGUGCACAGCUUCCUGUGGAGGUGGCUUUAAGAAGAGAACUGUCCUUUGUGUCCCAUCAGAAAACAAUACAGCUGAAGGCCAAGAUGGAUGCCUAUGUGAUCAUGAACCCAGACCCCCAGAAUUUCAAAAAUGCAACCAACAAGCCUGUGCUGAUUUACUUUGCACCAAUGACAGGCUGUCAGCCAGCUUCUGCCAGACACUGAAGGGCAUGAAGAAAUGUUCUGUGCCCACCAUCAGGGCUCAGUGCUGCCUCUCAUGCCCCCAGGCACACGUCCAGACCCAGAGACAAAGAAGGCAACAGUCACUCAAAAAGCCCUUCUAAGUCCAGAAGGAAGCCAUCCUCCACCCUAGACUGCAGCAACUUGCUGACCAGAACAUAUUUGGGUCCUGGGGGCCACGUCAUUGAAGUUUUGCUUUACACAUUUCAGGUUCAACUUUGGGUCAUAACGAAACAAAACAACUGCGUUCUUCUAGCCACAGAAUGUCCCUUACAGGAAGCCUGGGACUUUCACCCUUGGUGUUCCCUGAUAGGAAGGUAAAAUAUCUAGGAGAACCCCACAUCACCUGGGAUCAGCUCCUACAAAAGGUGAAAGAUUAGGCAGGUGUGUGAAAUGAUGUUUUUUUCCCCCUUAAAGAUGAAAACAGACCAGGUUUUUCCCAGUCUACCUCAAAAGUGUCAGGAAAAAGAGCCAUAAUUACCCAGGGAACAAAUGAUCUUUUAAAUUCACCUUGAAGAAUACAUUCUCUUCCCCACACCUGCCUGGGGCAGCUGCUGUUUAAAAGGUCAUGGGGAGCUUUUAGGAACAUUCCUUUCAUGCAUCCGUCCAGGAGAGAACAGCUUUCUUUGUCCAGUGUUCCUGAGGACAGGAGGAGAGUGUGCUGACAGCAUCCCUCAAUCUACCCCUCGAUCCAUGUAGGACUCCAUAGCUGGACUGUUUAGUGUCUAAGACCCUAGACUACAAGGACACAGAUAUCAGCUUCAGCCUAAGGAAUUUAGGCUGGUUACACAGAACACAUUCCCAACUUGAGGACAAUUUCUAUGCAAAAUCUUGAAAAGCCAAUGAACUGAUGUCCCUCUUUCUAGCAAAAGACAGGAAAUGUGAGCCCUUUGUUCCUCCCACUCUCCUGGCAUGUACCCAUUCCUUCACAGAACAGCAAGUGAGGUUCCCUGCUUCAUUUGUUCUUCCUGAUGCCUGCCUGUGUCACAAGCUCAGGUCCCAAUAUUGUCUUGGUGUACAAAGAUCAUUACAACCAACAUGAGGCUGCCACUUACCCUCACCUCCCCUAGGGCAGGAAAAAGAACCCUGCAUGACAGUAUUUCAAAAAACCAAGUAAAUCAUAUUAAGUACAAGAAAUUAGUGCAAACUUUCCCCGCUUAAGUUGAAAGGGGGGAAAACUAUUCAAAGUGAUGUAAUGAUUAUCUGUGCCUCAGUGUACCCAUAAGUUUAUUUUUAAAGGUCUUUUACUGCUAGGGAUGUAGCUCAGAGGACUUAGCACACAGGAGGUCCUGAGUUUGAUCCUCAGCAAUUCCCCAAAAAAGAUAGAAUUGAAAAUACCGAUAUUUACCUUGUGGGUAGGGGCAAGUCAGGAGAGUCAAAAAAACUGAAGUGAAAGUUAAAGUUCUUAUUCUGGAUGUUCCUACCUCCCAUCAGGUGAUCAAGACAAUAGGCUGUGAUCUUGAAUCCAGAGCAUAAACCAAUUUCAGGAACUUGGAGAGAAGGAAGGUGGAAGGAGGAGUAUAAGCCCCAAGAGAAGAAGACCUCAGAACUAAUUCUUGAUAUGGGGAGGAGGUGGCCUUCAUGUAAAGGGCCGUAUAUUUUCAGACUCAUGCACAGAUACACUUAAUCAUGAGACACAGAGUCCCCUAUCUCUCUUUAGUUAUCUGUCCAUUCAGCAGAAUGGUGCUAUUGAAAAAUGGUGCUAAUAUCUAGAUGGUGGCAGAACUAAUAUAAAUAAACAGUCGUACAAAUGGAUAGGAGUAUGUGAGACUUCCACAAGGACAUCUUCUGAUAAGUGUGGAAUGGGUGUUGCUGGUCAAUGCCAAUUCUAUUGCUUAGAUACCAUGAACUUCAGUUUAUACUAUUUGCUUUUUACUUUUCUUCAAGCCAUUAGUGUAUAUUAUUCUGGUAAACUCCUGUGGAAAAUAAAACACUAUACUUGGGAUGAAAUUCAGGAUAGAACAGAACCAGGAGGAAAGUAAAAGUGUUUACCUAAAGCCAAGGAAUUUAUUUCUAGGUAAAUACUAUGUUCUUGUAUUCUCUGUCUUUUAAACAUUUUAAACAUUGCUGGUCGAUGACUGUCUCUGGUGAAAUAAGAGUUUUGAGAGAAGACACUCAAAUUGUUAAUGAUAUGACUGGAGGAUAAUCUGAUUUUUCCUAAUGAGGCAAUUCACGAAAACUGUCCCUGAAGUGUAUUAUAGGUUUUUAAGGGAAUUAAUUUAGUAAGCCAUAUUGAUUUAACUCAAUCUGAUACUGUAAUAUCAUAACAUCAGAUACAUGUCAUCAGAGACCUGGGUAUGACCAAGUUUGUAAACCUCAGGAACAAACCCAGAUUCCUACUGACCUCAUCAAAUCAAACGAGGUCAGAUUUCCCAAAACACAAAAAGGACCAUGUCAUUUAUGACCCAUGUGUAAACAAGAUGGUAGACAUGUGCAUGGGUAGGGGGUCUGGCCAGGUGCUCUCUUCUAGAUCUUUCUUCAGUUUCUCAAGGGCAGAAAUUUGGCCCCUGGUCCUGAGUCUUGGACAUUCACUUCCUGUACUGAGGCUGCAUUGUGGAACAGUUGUCUGUCAUGCAUCAUGUGUCCUUGUCAUGAGUUAUUCUCAGUCACUCAGCUACAGGUGGUCAGCGAUGAGCAUUCUGCAGGCAGAUCCCCGUGCUUGCAGUAGUAAAGGGGCCUUAGAUCAACUGGAAGACUCUGAAGGCAAGAAUCUGGAUGGUGUCUUUGUUUCUUUGAUGCCCACAGGGGCCAACACAAAGCAGAAUUAUUGUUUUACUUCAUCCAGAUCCUCCUUUCUCCCCACCUUGGACGAGCAGGUGAGAAGUAUGCCAAGAGACACUGGAAACAUUAUCUAACCCAAGAGGGCUACUACAGGGCGUGGUGCAUAAAUACAUUAGAUUCUAAAAUAUAGUUUGGUUUACAUUGCCUUUCACAGUGAUAGAGUUAGUUCUUCACUAAAAAGUUGUGGAUUAAUUUAAUUCUUGAACACCAAAAUAUAAGUACACCAUGAAAGAACAAUAUUCUAAGAAACUUAAUAGUAUUUUCUUAAAGCCAGAAAAUUGCUUCAUGGUACAAGGAUUUCCCUCCUCGUGAAGGGAUGCUCUGUUUUUGAAAGCUUUUCUUAAACAAGAGUGCAUUAUCAUCCCAUUUCCAGAGACAGCCCAAGUCUAUACUAGCAUCCAGUGAGAUGCUCUCUGACAGUCAAGGGGAUGUUUUUGAUACCCUCCAUUAAGUAACACAGUCUGAGGGAUUAUAUUAUUUUAGACCAUGGAAUUGAUUAUAAUCCUCCAAACUCUGAAAGUUACACAUUGCUACCCCAGAGAGUAUAGGUCUCGGCUUUAUCCUUUGUGACUUGACGAUGAAGCUCUGAGAAAGCUUAUCUGGUGCUCAAUCCACAGUGAUCCACUUUCCCAGGAGAGACCACAUGACAUGAACUUCCUGGUGCUAUAACCUAGCCAGCAUAUUUCUUGCUGUUUAUAUUGCUACUUUGAGUAUUAUUAAGUUAUGUCAUUAAAAAUAACAUGGUGGGAAAGCACAUUUCUACUUAUCAUUGUCCUUCAAAGUAGUUGCCUGACACCCAUGACCCAACCUGUUGCUCUCCCUGUGUCUCUAAUCUGCCUCACCAGCCCUCUGUCUUGGCCUCCCUGAGGGGUACUUUGGUGGGUGCUUCAGUACUUAAAGUCAGACUGUAAUCAUAGCCUGCCUUUGUGUGGCAUCAAUAAAUGAUCAAACUCA